This is a messenger RNA of Coccinella septempunctata (seven-spotted ladybird), 1222 nucleotides long. RefSeq lists its product as uncharacterized. The record is from RefSeq and is a predicted model, not a curated record. The transcript is spliced from 2 exons. Bases 249 to 878 code for a protein of 209 amino acids. NCBI's taxonomy places the organism in Eukaryota, Metazoa, Arthropoda, Insecta, Coleoptera, Coccinellidae.
AGUUCUUCAUUGCAAAUGGGAGAGUCAGCGGCUGGGCUUUUCCUGUAGUUGGAUUUUAGCAAGUCUCUGGGAACUGUGCUGAUUUAUAAUUUCCCCAUUUGCUGUCUACUGAACAAUAAAUAAAUUCUUCAACGUCUGGCGGUACUCAUUCGGUAGUUCUUAGUCGAGCAGAUAACUUCGUAGUGCUACUACCAGUUCAUUUAUUUUUGUUUACAAUUUCUGUUUUGUUAAUUCUAUACACAAACCAAAUGAAACUCCUUGUAGUACUGUUGUCGAUGGUGGUACUGGCCUGUGGUCAAAGGCCAUUCUAUGCCAGUUCUGGCCCAAUAGGAAGACCAGGCUUAGCAAGCAGAUUCAAAGAUGACAACGCAACAUUCUCCAGCACGGUAUCAGUAGAGAAUCGCGUUGGUGAAAACACUUCAACCCCAAAAAUUCCAGUGGACGCUAGGGGUGACGUUGACCUAGUGAACACAUUGAACACUUGGGAAAGGGAACACCAACCUUUCUGGCUCCUGAACGCAGAUCACAUCGAAAGAGCCAGAAAUACUACCAGAGUUGCCCAACAAACCACCGUCAGAAGCCAAUUAUUGAACUCCCGAGGUAACCAAGAGGGUCAGGCAAACAUACAAGGAGGGCAGGGUGGUUCAAAUGUACAGAGUACUUUGGCGAACAGAAGUGGCCCUUCGGGUAACGGAAGAAAUCCAUCUGUCAAUAAUCGACACUUUGGAAAACCUUCAAGUAGUGAUAUAAAACCAGUUUAUGAAGCACCUGAAAGGUCGCUAGGCGAUCAAAGGGUGAGGGUGCAUCCAGGACAAAGACAAGCCGACAACUCCCAAAAAAACUUCCGAUUCCAUUACGAAAGAAACGGUUUCCAAUGAGAAUCCCAUUUAAAAUACUACCAGGAAACUUAUUGCAAAAAGUUCAGUUAGCAGUAUGGAAGUUUUGAUAGUAGUGAAAGAGGAACGAACUGAUAGCCUGAUUGUAAAAAAAUUGUAUAAUUAUAAUGUUCUCUUCAUGAAUUUUGACUGUUAUAAAUCAGUUCACGGUAAGACUGACGCCAAGCCAUAAUAAAAACUGUAAGAAUAAAUGAUUUAUAUUCGUAUCAAUUUGUGAUGUGAUGAAACGUUCUUUGCAGAAUAUUUUUAUUUCCUACUAUAAUAUUUUUUUGUUUUGUACUGAAACUGUUUAAGUGGUGUGACAAUGAAUAAAAUGAAAUCUCUUA